UGAGAAGAGCUUGAGAGACUUCAUCACUCGAAUCACCAUCUGGGGGGACACGGAGCGCCAAAAAAAAAAAAAAGAGAGAGGGCCCUCUGAUUACUGAUGCAACCAAUGUUUCUGGAAGGAGACACGAUCAGAUAGAGCCUGUGAAACCCGCGGGACGCCAAAGAAAGGUUAACCCUGGAGCCAGAGACAACGAGCCUUUUGCCACGCCGGUGGCAGCGGAUCCGGACUCGGAGGCUUAAUCUGACGUGGCGGGGUGGGACUUCCGGCAGGAGGCGGAAGCGGAGCGGGAGGCGCGGGCUGGCUGGUGCGGCUGACAGGUCUGUGGCCGCCGGGGCGCCGCGCGCAAGCAGGACCCGUGCUCCAUUGCCGCUUCUCCGAGCUCCCGCGACGCCGACCUCCGUGCUAGGAUGGCUCGGGGCGAGCGGCGGCGCCGCGGGGCGCCGGCGGACGGAGCGCGGACAACUGAAAGGGCGGCUCGGGGCGGCCCCGCACGACGGAGCGGCGAGGCCCGUGGCUCUGCCUGGAGAGCGGCUCUGGGCGUCGUGGUCCUGUCUCUGGCCCUGGGCCUGUCAGGGUGCUGGCUCCUGGCGUGGCACCGUGCGCGGCGGGCGGUCACACUGCACUCCGCGCCCCCGGCACUGCCUCCCGACUCUUCCAGCCCCGCCGUGGCCCCGGACCUCUUCUGGGGCACCUACCGCCCUCAUGUUUACUUCGGCAUGAAGACCCGCAGCCCGAAGCCCCUUCUCACCGGACUGAUGUGGGCGCAGCAGGGCGCCACCCCAGGGACCCCUAAGCUCAGGCACACGUGUGAGCAGGGGGACGGCGUGGGUCCCUAUGGCUGGGAGUUCCAUGACGGUCUCUCCUUCGGGCGGCAGCACAUCCAGGAUGGGGCCUUAAGGCUCACCACUGAGUUCGUCAAGAGGCCUGGGGGUCAGCACGGAGGGGACUGGAGCUGGAGAGUGACUGUAGAGCCUCAGACCUCAGGUACCUCUGCCCUACCUUUGGUGUCCCUGUUCUUCUAUGUGGUGACAGAUGGCAAGGAAGUCCUAGUGCCAGAGGUUGGGGCCAAGGGGCAGUUGAAAUUCAUCAGUGGGCACUCCAGUGAACUUGGUGACUUCCGCUUUACACUUAUGGCACCAACCAAUCCAGGGGACACUGCCCCCAAGUAUAGCAGCUACAAUGUCUUCUGGUCCUCCAACCCAGGACUUCCCUUGCUGACAGAGAUGGUGAAGAGUCGCCUAAAUAGCUGGUUUCAGCACCGGCCACCAGGGGCUUCCCCUGAACGCUACCUCGGCUUGCCAGGAUCUCUGAAGUGGGAGGACAAAGGCCCAAGUGGGCAAGGACAGGGACAAGGGCAAUUCUUGAUACAACAGGUGACACUGAAAGUCCCCUUUUCUGUGGAGUUGGUGUUUGAAUCAGGCAGUGCCCGGGGAGGAGGAAGCCAACCCCUGGAGCAGCUGGCAGGCAGCCUGCUGACCCAAGCCCUGGAGAGCCAUGCUGAAGCCUUUAGAGAGCACUUUGAGAAGACUUUUCAACUGAAGGAGAAGGGCCUGAGCCCUGAGGAGCAAGCUUUGGGUCAGGCUGCCCUCAGUGGCCUCCUUGGUGGGAUUGGCUACUUCUAUGGACAGGGCCUGGUGCUGGCAGACAUGGGGGUUGAGGGGUCUGAGCAGAAGGUGGACCCAGCCCUCUUUCCACCUGUCCCUCUUUUCACAGCGGUGCCCUCCCGGUCAUUCUUCCCACGAGGCUUCCUUUGGGAUGAGGGCUUCCACCAGCUGGUGGUCCAGCGGUGGGAUCCCCGCCUUACCCGGGAGGUCCUAGGUCACUGGCUGGGGCUGCUCAAUGCUGAUGGCUGGAUUGGACGGGAGCAGGUGCUGGGGGAUGAGGCCCGAGCCCGUGUGCCCCCAGAAUUCCUGGUGCAAAGGGCAGCCCAUGCCAACCCCCCAACCCUGCUUUUGCCAAUAGCCCACAUGCUAGAGGGUGGUGACCCUGCUGAUUUUGCCUUCCUCCGCAGGGCUUUCCCCCGUCUGCGUGCCUGGUUCUCCUGGCUCCAUAAGAGCCAGGCAGGGCCAGUGCCGCUAUCUUAUCGCUGGCGGGGCCGGGACCCUGCCUUGCCAACCCUGUUGAACCCUAAGACACUGCCUUCGGGGCUGGAUGACUAUCCCCGGGCUUCACACCCUUCAGCCAAUGAGCGGCACCUGGACCUUCGGUGCUGGGUGGCACUGGGUGCCCGUGUGCUGGUACGGCUGGCAGAGCAGCUGGGAGAGGCUGAGGCAGCUGCGGAGCUGGGCCCUCUGGCUGCAUCACUGGAGGCAGAAGAGAGCCUGGAUGAGCUGCACUGGGCCCCAGAGCUAGGAGUCUUUGCAGACUUUGGGAACCACACAAGAGCAGUGCAGCUGAAGCCUCGGCCCCCUCAGGGGCUGCUGCGGGUAGUGGGCCGGCCCCACCCUGGCUUACAGUAUGUGGAUGCCUUGGGCUAUGUCAGUCUUUUUCCCAUGCUGCUGCGGCUGCUGGACCCCAACUCCUCCCGCCUUGGGCCCCUGCUAGAUGUUCUAGCUGACAGCCGCCAUCUCUGGAGCCCCUUUGGUUUGCGCUCCCUUGCAGCCUCCAGCCCCUUUUAUGGCCAGCGCAAUUCAGAGCAUGAUCCUCCCUACUGGCGGGGUGCUGUGUGGCUCAAUGUCAACUACCUGGCCUUGGGGGCUCUCUACCACUAUGGACGUCUGGAUGGUCCCCACCAGGCCCGGGCUGCCAAGCUCCACGGUGAGCUCCGUGCCAAUGUGGUGGGCAAUGUGUGGCGGCAGUAUCAGGCUACAGGUUUCCUUUGGGAGCAGUACAGUGACCGGGAUGGGCGGGGCAUGGGCUGCCGCCCUUUCCAAGGCUGGACCAGUCUUGUCCUACUGGCCAUGGCUGAAGACUACUGAAGGGGGAGAAUGAGAGCGGUGCCAGGCCCCCACUCUGGAAUAGAAGGACCAGAUCUCUAGCUUCUGCCCCCAGCCCUCAGAUACUAGUGCUUCAAACCCUCCUCAGCUCAUCUCAGGUGUCUCCUUACUGUCACCCCACAUAGCCCUGGGGUGAAUGUGAAUUCAGAGUCUAUUUUUCUAAAUAAAUUGGGAAACCAU
Messenger RNA from Ailuropoda melanoleuca (giant panda), 3116 nucleotides. It is a transcript of the gene MOGS, whose product is annotated as mannosyl-oligosaccharide glucosidase. The transcript has 5 exons. Gene Ontology annotation, molecular function: Glc3Man9GlcNAc2 oligosaccharide glucosidase activity. The record is from RefSeq and is a predicted model, not a curated record. Gene Ontology annotation, biological process: protein N-linked glycosylation; oligosaccharide metabolic process. NCBI's taxonomy places the organism in Eukaryota, Metazoa, Chordata, Mammalia, Carnivora, Ursidae. The coding region runs from base 408 to 2918 and encodes 836 amino acids. Gene Ontology annotation, cellular component: endoplasmic reticulum membrane.